AUGCUGGGGUGCUCUCUUUGGGGCUCUGCACCCCCCACGUUGGUUGGGGAGAGAAGGAGGAGAACUGUGUUGCUUGAAGGGUUGCUGCUGGUGGUGGUCUUUCCCAGCUGGGUCUUGGCUCAGCAACUCGCCCGUUGUCCUGAAUCCUGUAUUUGUUCUGAGGCAGCCAGGACGGUGACGUGCGUCAAUCAGAACCUGACUGAAGUGCCGCAGAACUUACCCCAUUAUGUGCGUAACCUCGUCCUCACAGGCAACCGCAUCAGUGGCCUCCAGCCUGGCACGUUCUUCUCUGAACCCCCUCUGGAGCUCAGUCACCUCAACCUGAGCAGCAAUGGCCUGGAGUGGGUGGGAGAGAAUGCUUUGGCUGGCUUGCCCAGCUUGAAGCAGGUGGACCUCAGCCACAAUCUCCUUUCGUCGUUCAGUGCUGCGGCCUUUGGCAACGGCAGUAGCCCCAUAGAGGAGCUGGACUUGAGCAGCUCCCUCUCAAACGCUAGCAAUGUGACCCUCAUCACUGAGCUCCUCCAGCAGAGGGCUUUCCCCAACCUAAGGCACCUGGAUCUGUCCAACAACCACCUGCUUUACCUGCCUGCAGACAUGUUCUCCUCACUGCCCAACCUCCAGCACCUGAACCUGCACAACAAUUCCCUGGUGGGUUUGUAUAAUAUGGACUUCUCGAAUCUCCACCAGCUGCAGAGCCUCAACCUCAGUGACAAUGCCCUCAAGUGCCUGAGGAAUAGCACUGUCUUUCAGCUCCACAGGCUUCUCCACCUCAGUAGUCUUGACCUCAGCCACAACCCUUGGGUCUGUGACUGCCAGAUCGAGGACUUGGUGAACUGGCUUAAGGAAAGUGACGUCAUUGAGGCCAAAGAGACUGUCAAGUGCUCUUAUCCAGAUGAGAUGCGGGGCAGGCCCUUGGUGACUCUCAACUUCUCAGGCUUGGUCUGUCCUGCACCAACAGAAGACCAAACUCAGCUACAGACUUCUUAUGUCUUCCUCGGGAUUGUCUUGGCUCUCAUUGGAGCUAUUUUCCUGCUCGUUUUGUACUUGAACCGAAAAGGGAUCAAAAAGUGGAUAUACAAUAUCAGGGAUGCCUGUAGAGACCACAUGGAAGGAUAUCACUACAGCAGCUGAACAAUCACAAGUUGCAACAAUAA
Molecule: messenger RNA, 1154 nt
Organism: Gekko japonicus
Lineage: Eukaryota; Metazoa; Chordata; Lepidosauria; Squamata; Gekkonidae
Gene: TPBG
Product: trophoblast glycoprotein
Exons: 2
Coding region: 1-1131 (376 amino acids)
Biological process (GO): negative regulation of canonical Wnt signaling pathway
Cellular component (GO): plasma membrane
Molecular function (GO): protein binding
Source: RefSeq, a predicted model, not a curated record